GCGGAGGCCUCCACCAUGGUGCAAAAAAAAAACCUGUUUUCCGAGCACUGGAACGCGGACGACAUUCCCAGCGCAGCACCAGCAUCCGACUUUCAAGGUUAAAGCAAGGCAGCAUGAUGAGAAUGAGCUGUUGUUGGCUGGCUCCCGGGCUAACAGCAUUUCUCCAGCUGCUACAGCACAAUGCAACCCAUUAAGUGUGUUGUCGUUGGAGACGGAGCAGUGGGUAAGACCUGUCUGCUCAUCGGCUACACCACCAAUGCCUUUCCCGGAGAGGAAAUCCCCUCUGUGUUCGACAACUACUCCACCAAUGUUAUGGUGGAUGGGAAGUCAGUGAACCUGGGCCUUUGGGAUACAGCAGGACAAGAAGACUACGACAGACUCCGCCCCCUUUCCUACCCAGAGACGAAUGUGUUUCUCAUCUGCUUUUCACUCGUGAUGCCUGCCUCGUAUGAAAACGUCCGUCAUAAGUGGUGCCAUGAGGUGAGACACCAUUGUCCCAACGCUCCCAUAAUCCUCGUAGGCACCAAACUGGACCUGAGAGAUGACAAGGACACCCUGGAAAAGCUGAAGAAGAAUAAAAUCUCACCAAUUACUUAUUCUCAAGGAGUGGCCCUGUCCAAAGAGAUUGGUUCUGUCCAGUACCUGGAGUGCUCAGCCCUGACGCAACGUGGCGUUAAAACUGUGUUUGAUGAGGUCGUUCGGGCUGUCCUGUGCCCUUCACCCAUCAAAAAGAAGGCAAAUAGAUGCUCUGUCCUCUAAGACUUCCUUCACUGGAACUGUUACAGGGGAACGUGACUGCUCCUGGUGAGGGUGGCUGAAGAAAUACAAGAAAAACACCAGUACACAUGCACAAAAACAAUGUAUUUCUGUCCUUCCAUAACAGUUUCCAUCUUUCCAUGUAACAGUUAUACCAAUACACUGUCACUAAUACUUGGUUGCUUGAUGGGAACACUUGUUGGCUGCCCCACCCCACCAUUUCCCCGGUACCCAGUACUCACCCCUAAACUAUGGUUGGCCUUCUAGUUAUUUAUAUUAGAUAGCUAUUAUUCAAAAUGUUAUUUGAAUUCAUCUUUAUUAUGUCUUCCUCUUUACUUGCACAGUCAGUCUGAGCACUUCACUGUACGAUAUACUUCUAUAACUGUGUAUGUGACAAAUAAAAUUGAAACAUUCUUGGAGACCUGGAAUUUAAAUGUGCUU
Molecule: messenger RNA, 1197 nt
Organism: Pundamilia nyererei
Lineage: Eukaryota; Metazoa; Chordata; Actinopteri; Cichliformes; Cichlidae
Product: ras-related C3 botulinum toxin substrate 1-like
Exons: 6
Coding region: 181-759 (192 amino acids)
Biological process (GO): small GTPase-mediated signal transduction
Molecular function (GO): GTPase activity; GTP binding
Source: RefSeq, a predicted model, not a curated record